This is a messenger RNA of Metarhizium acridum CQMa 102, 2508 nucleotides long. RefSeq lists its product as uncharacterized. Gene Ontology annotation, cellular component: nucleus. Lineage: Eukaryota; Fungi; Ascomycota; Sordariomycetes; Hypocreales; Clavicipitaceae. The record is from RefSeq and is a predicted model, not a curated record. Gene Ontology annotation, molecular function: DNA-binding transcription factor activity, RNA polymerase II-specific; zinc ion binding. Gene Ontology annotation, biological process: regulation of DNA-templated transcription.
AUGAAUUCGUCACUCCCGCUGCCGGCGGCUUAUUCUGGUGCUCGUAUUGCUAUCCCCAGACAGCAGGUUAGUAUUGAGCGUCUUCCAACAAAGCGACAAAGCAACGAGCCACGCGAGUCGAUGAACUGCAAGUCCUGCCGGAAGCGAAAGAUCAAAUGCAACCGUAUGCGACCGUCGUGCGAAGCAUGCCAAGUCUUCCAAUGUCCAUGCAUUUAUGAUGCUGUCCCCAAGAAGCGUGGGCCGAAAACAGACGUGCUUGAAGCUUUGCUGAAACGGGUCGAUGGACUGGAGGCGAAGCUGAAGGAGAAGAAUACCGAGGGAGAAACGCCCAAAGUUGGGGAAUCUGUAACCGUGGAAGCUGAGGAAGAGGAGCAUACUGACGUUGCGGAGCCGGCCCCGAAGAGACUUGCAACCGAGGCAAGCAAAUCUUCUGAAGGAGAUGGUCUCAAGACAGUCACAGACCAUGAACCGACCGCUAGUGACAAUCCUGCCUCUCCUGUGGAAAGGGACGCCUAUCUUCACACCUACUUCGCACGAUUCCACGGCAAGCCAUAUUACAUCCUGGAUGAAGCAUCCGUCCGCCGUCGGAUACAGUUCAACCAGUUGCCGGAUAGCGUCGCGUUCGCUAUCUGGUCAGCGUUACUGCUCUUGGUUCUGGCAUUCAUGGCGUCUGGCCACAGCAAGAAGGCCUACAUGUUGAUGUCAUCGGCAAUCGGGAUGGCCAUGGCACUGGAGCUUCAUCGUGAAAUCGAUGCCCACGCGCACGUUACACCAGUCGAACGUGAGUUACGCCGGCGACUUUUCUGGACGUGCUACUUAUUGGAUCGCUACACGUCCUGCGGAUCGAAACGACCAUCUUUAAUCAGCGACAACUCGGUGGCUCUGCGGCUACCAUCGUGGUGUCCUAGCCAGUCAUCCCUGGCAGUCGACGGGGAGUUUUUUCAACAGGGCGCCAACCUCCAAUAUUACCAAGGCAGCGGAAAGAAGUCACAAGGUAGUACCGCAAUGCUCAUUGACGUCACGCGUAUCCUUGGCAUUACCAACAGAUAUUUAGCUGCUGGGGGUGUAAAAGGCGACUCUCACUUCCCCUGGCAUUCAUUAUCGACUCUGUCAAAAAUUCGUCAAGAGCUUGACUUUUGGGCAUCCGGCGCUGGCCCUGUGCUCUCCGGCCCUCAAGCACUCUUUCACCAAACAGAAGCGACAAUAGUGUUUUUGAGCAAGCUGAUAUAUCAUCUGAUACAUUGUCUAGUGUACAGACCGUUCCUCCCAAUCGACCUAGCAGAGCUGGCUGGCAGUGGGCAACACCAGUCAUGGCAGAUUGAGGCGACCAACAUGUGCUUUUUGCAUGCAAACGCCAUUGGUGAACUGAUAGACGCAGCGAGGCAUGCAGGUACUGUGGAAUGGCCAGCAAUUGCUGGCUAUUGUAUUUGUACUGCCGCAACAGUGCAUAUCCAUGGGGCUCACUACUCCAACCCCAGUGACUACGCGGGAGACGUGAACGUGUUUAGUGCAUCGUCGAACUUGUUUUCGCGGGAAAUGAAACAACUCAGCGAUCUCCACCUCUCAUGGGCCAAUAUUCAACACCAGAGCGAUACAUUGCAAGCGAUUUACAGUGCCCAUGGAGAGCUGGUCAAGGCUAUGGUAGCCAGCUCUGUGCAAUAUACUCUAGGGUUCCACCUUGAGGAUUUUUUUGACAGAUAUUCCAACAUUGGGGGCCCAGGAGGAAAAUCGUAUCGAUUCGACCCAGCACACCUAAGCAUGUCGGAUAUUGUCAUAGAUUAUCCCGCCGAUCAAUGCACCGAGUCACCGGUAGCCCGCGAAACUGAACGAUAUAGUCAUAAACGUAAAAAGACUCCAUCAACCAAGAAAGGGGAUGACGAAAGAACCAACACCGGGUAUGACCAGGUUGCAUCCUUGGGCCAACCGACGGGAGCAGGCAAUGUGCCAUACUCGAUACGUAUGACACAACCCCCGUCCCAUGUUUCUACUGGGCACAUGCAGCAACAAGUGUCCAGGCCACCAGAUGCACACAUAAAAUCGAGUGGCACUCCAUUCGAGGCAGGGCAAACCAUCCAUGGGUAUACUAUGCCGCCAGAUAACUCAGCAAACAAUUCUGGCCAGGGCAUGGUGCCUAUGGGCGGGACAAGAUUCAGCCCAGCGUACGGUUAUGCAAUGGGUUCCAAUGUCAUGAAUAGUCAGAACAAUGUGAACGAUGGCAAUACAGGUUUCGAUCCUAUGUUUGGAGCGCUACCGACGAACACAUUCAGCAGCCACGCUGGCUGGCAGGUUGAAGAUGGUCAGCAGCGCAACAAGAUGAAUAUUCCCACCAGUGGCGUGGCACCGAGUCCCGGAACGAAGAGUUCUGGUGGAAGCACCGGGACUGGACACAGCGAGGAAAAGGACCCCUUUCUCAGCCUAUUGGAACAGCUUGCAGAAGAUGAGCAACGCUUUCAUGGCGGGGGAGCCGACUUGGAUUUCUUCCUGACUGGCAACAACAUUGGUGCCUAG